AUGGUUAAACAAUUGAUUAAGGUGGCGGAAGACCCUACGGUCGGUAGAUAUGUGGCCGCCAACGUGGACUUGGCCGCGUGGCAAGUGGCGCUGGUCGAGCGGCCGCUGAUUCGUGGCCCAUCGCAGGUCACCGGGCCCGUAUGUCUGGGAUGCCUGAAAUCGAUUACCGCCGACUCGGCGGUGAUGUGCGAACGGUGUGGUUGGCCGAUGUGCUCGGACAGCAAGUGUUCGGACGACGAAUGGCACAAGGCCGAAUGUGACUGGACCGUGUUGCGGAGGAAACAGAAGGUGGAGAUCAAAGACUUCACGAAUCCGCAUCCCAGCUAUCAGUCGAUCACGGUGAUCCGGUGCCUGUACCAGAAGCACAACAACCCGGAAGUCUGGGCCAAGUUGACCAAACUGGAAUCACACUGCGCCAGUCGUCGCGGCGGGUCCAAAUACGAGGCGGACCGCGUAUGGAUUGCGGACUACUUGCGUAGGUUUUUCAAACUGGACCCGGAAGAGUGGCCGGUCGAAGAGAUACUACGGGUGUGCGGGAUCGUGCAGGUCAACGGGCACGAAGUGCCUCUCACCGAUCCUCCGUACGUGGCCAUCUACGACACAGGAUCGAUGCUGGAGCACAGCUGUGUGCCUAACUGCUCCAAGACGUUCACGCGCGACGGUCAUCUGUUGAUCAGGACCGCGGCCGCGGCCGUCGAGAGUGGCGGACACCUGUCCAUAUCGUACACGGAUGUACUUUGGGGCACCGCGCAGCGGCUUGCCCAUCUCGCUGACACGAAGUUCUUCGUCUGCAAGUGUCCCAGGUGUUCCGACCCCACGGAACUCGGAACGUACUUUAGCGGAGUCAAGUGCGCAACUGAGGACUGUAUGGGCUACGCGUUGCCAAAUGUACAUCCGUCUACCGACGACCCGUUCGACGUCGAAUGGUCAUGCAACUUUUGCUCCACGGUUGCAGAUCCGAACCAGAUCGAACUCACGCUGUCCCACGUGGGCCGAGAUAUGGCAGCGAUGAACCGCCGCGACCCGAAUCAUUGUUGUAUGUUUCUUGACCACUACGUAUCGGCCGGAAACUUGCACCCCAACCACUAUUACUUCACUGAAGUCCGUCUGAAUCUGGCGCAACUCUACGGGCAGCUGGAAGGGCAUCCACUGGACACGCUGUCCACGGAACAACUAAGUCACAAGCGAGAACUGUGUCUAAAAGUCUUGAAAGUAGCGGACGUGUUGUUUCCUGCCGAAUGCCGAAUACGGGGCGCCCUGAUGUUCGAGUUGCACGCCAUAAUGGCAGAAGACGCCAGGAGAUCCCAGCAAGACACCAAUGUCGUAAUGGAGGCUCUAUUGAGGUCCAAGUUUUAUCUGGAACAAGCUGACAAUUUGUUGAAAUACGAACCCAAAGAAUUACCCGAAGGUCAAAUGGCUGCCCAGUGCAAACAAAAUGCGAUAGAUUUGGACUUAUUGCUAAAAAAAUUACACGAAUCGAUUGGCAGUGUACCCAUGUAAUGAUUGUUUUUUGAAGAUUUUUAAAGAGACUUUUUUAAACAUCAAAAUUGCAUGAUAUUAUUGUAAAUUCAACAUAAAUAAUAUUAUUUAUU
Rhopalosiphum maidis (corn leaf aphid) is the source of this 1592-nucleotide messenger RNA. RefSeq names its product SET domain-containing protein SmydA-8-like. The coding region runs from base 1 to 1500 and encodes 499 amino acids. NCBI's taxonomy places the organism in Eukaryota, Metazoa, Arthropoda, Insecta, Hemiptera, Aphididae. The transcript is spliced from 6 exons. The record is from RefSeq and is a predicted model, not a curated record.